AUGUCAGGACUACUUGAUGUAGCAAACAAGAAAAAGCAUACUGUGAGAAGGCGCGCGAUGCCGGCGCCAAUGCAAACGAUGCGAUUGCACAUGGACAAAGUGUCGGUAGUCGCAUUCUUCAAAGACGGUCGACGGGUCGUCACUGGUUCUUGGGACUGCACCCUGCGAAUUUGUAACAUACAGAAAGGAGUAGUGGUAGGGGGGCCAUUCAUGGGACACAGUAAAAAGGUGUUUUCAGUUGCGGUAUCGCCGGACGACAGGCAAAUUGCGAGCGGUGGAAAAGAUAACACCAUCAUCAUCUGGGACGUCGAGAGCAAGCAGAUGUUAUUCAAUCCGCUGGCGAAGCAUACAAAUUGGGUGACUUCGAUGUGCUUCUCCCCCGAUGGCAAGAGACUUGCAAGCGGGUCAUAUGAUUCGACAGUGAUUAUGUGGGAUGUAGAGACUGGCGCUGCCCUCUCAACACUCCAGGGUCAUCUGCGUGGGGUGUCGAGUGUCGCAUUCAACCCAGAUGGUCUAAAAUUAGCAUCUGGAUCAUUGCGUACCAUUUGGAUUUGGCGCACAGAUAACGCCGAACUUGUUUUCAAAAUCAACGCUCAUGAAAGUUGGGUUCUCAGCGUUGCGUGGACGCCUGACAGCCAGCAACUUGUCUCUGCAUCAUAUGACAAACAAGUCAAGUUCUGGGACUCCUCGAAUGGAUACCAGAUCGGUCAACCUUGCACUAGUCACACUUCUGACAUUAACUCGCUCGCCAUCUCUUCUGAUGGCUCCUUCAUUGCAACUGCCUCGGACGACAGGACUGUGCAACAUUGGAGCACAAAGUCACACAAGCAAAUAGGACAACAACUCAAACACAUCGUGGAUGUUACAUGCGUCGCCAUUUCUCCCAAUGCAGAAUCGGUCGUGGUCGGAGACCUCUAUGGCGAGGUUCAGCUCUGGUCAAUCAAGAACACACUUUCGGCAGCAGUCCAGCUAUAUUCUUCAUCUGACUCUUACUUUGCACACCGCAGUAAGGUGAAGUUGGGACAAAACCUCCAUCCUGAGGCCCUUUCGGACGCCGAAAAGGUUAUCGAAAUCAACCCAUCGUCUUACCUUGGGUACAAACUGAAGCAUGCAGUUCUUUACGGAGCACAGCGCUAUGAUGACGCAAUCGCGGCCUUCAAAAUCAUGCUUUCCAAGUUGGAUGAUGCACCCGACUCACAGAUACGACAGUUGCGCCAGCAAUAUGUCAGUCCAUCUGAAGUAGAAAAUGCUAUUCGACAAGCCAUACAUGAUGUCCUGGAAAAUGCCCCCCUUCGUCUAAUUAACACCGUCACUGGGAACCUAUGUGAUCGACAGGCACAGAUAAAUACCUUCAUGAAAAGCACAAUGUACAAGGAGAUCUUAUCAUCAUCAAUGCUGCAUAGGCCCCUCCAAACGGAGCCUAUCAGAGAAGUGGUCGUGAAGUACUUCAGUUGGGUCAUGUUAUCCCAUAGGUGGGAAACCAAGGAGCCGCGGCUGCACGAAAUCCAGGACAAGGACGUGUAUACCUUGCGUCCAGCUGGAACUAUAGUGAAGCUGCAGAAGUUCUGCAAAAUCGCUCGCGAUGCAGGACAUUAUUGGGCGUGGAGCGAUACAUGCUGUAUCGACCAGAACAAUAACGUCGAGCUCCAACAAUCGGUCCACUCCAUGUUCGUCUGGUAUCACCACUCAGCACUCACCAUUAUCUAUCUAUUGGAUGUUUCCCCUUCGUCAAAGUCUGGCGCACUGGCAAACAGUGUUUGGAACACCCGAGGAUGGACUGUUCAGGAGUUCCUCGCUCCUACAAUUGUUCUCUUCUACCAAGCAGACUGGACCCUAUAUCUCGACGACUGCUCACCCAACCACAAGGAGUCUGCCAGUAUCAUGCAGGAGUUGGAGCGUUCAACUGGUAUAAAUGCGGGGGCGCUCGUCGUCUUCAGCCCGGGAAUGAAAGAUGCCCGAGAGAAACUUCAAUGGGCAUCAUGCCGUGUCACCACAUUGCAGGAAGACAUUGCAUACUCAUUGUUUGGCAUUUUCUGCAUUCAUCUACCUGUCAUCUACGGAGAGAAGAAACAAAACGCGCUCGGACGUCUCUUGCAGGAGAUCAUCGCUCACUCGGGCGACAUCACAGCCCUGGACUGGGUUGGACAGUCGUCCAGCUUCAAUAGCUGUCUGCCAGCUGAUAUUGCCUCAUACAGAGGCCCGCCAUGCACACCAUCAUCUCCAUCCGAAGACGAGAUUCAGUCAUCGGUCUCCUCGCUGCGAAAUAAUGUGGAUCAGGAGUCAGCUUUGAAGCUCUACACCAUCCUUGACAACCUCAGUGCUCCUCGCUUCGCCAACUGCAGACUGCAACUGCCUUGCAUCACAUUUCCAGUCACAAAAGUCAAACGGAGGGUCGGUACACCUUGCACUUAUCAUAUAAAGGCAGAUGGACUUCAAGACCUGGAAAUCACAACGACGGACACACUGGUUCAAUUCUGGCCCGAAAGGCCCACCUCACAGAAAUUCUUGCUCAUACGUCCAUGGAAUCGUCAUGAUCUUGGGCUGCCCGACUUUGCAGACGAGACGCAGAGCACGGACGAUAGGCCUGAGCCUGGGUCUCCUUCAGAUAACGAGCCGGCUAGUCCGCAGUCUCUGACGCGGGAGUCGAGCUUAAUCGUUCGCCUCGGACAGCGCUUGGGCGCACUUUGGCUAGGGCAACAGGGACCGGCUGAUUCGCGAUCUCACACGCGAGAGUUGGCAUUAGUCGUUCGCCUUGGACAGCCUUUUAGUGCACUUUUACUAGCGCAGCAGCGGGGUGGGGAGUAUAAAAGAAUCGCUUCGGGUUGCAAUAUCAUCGCACGAGUUAGGGACAUGAUGAAUGUCAGGACGCUAGAGAUAUUGUAG
Molecule: messenger RNA, 2883 nt
Organism: Suillus subaureus
Lineage: Eukaryota; Fungi; Basidiomycota; Agaricomycetes; Boletales; Suillaceae
Product: WD40-repeat-containing domain protein
Exons: 3
Coding region: 1-2883 (960 amino acids)
Molecular function (GO): protein binding
Source: RefSeq, a predicted model, not a curated record